AUGGCGGACGACGGUCCGUUCUUCGAGACGUUCGACGCCACGGCCGCGCGAAUCUCGCAGUCGCAUCUCGCGGCGAAGCUGAACCAAGGCCCGAGGGACGAUGCCGGGCGGUUCAGGAUCACCAAGGGCACGAGCUCGCUCGCGACGCCCGAGGAGAAGCGCGCGGAGGAGAACAGAGAGCGAGGCGUGACGCUCGUGGAUCCGACCAAGGCGGUGUCCUUGCACACGGUGAAGCGCGCGGCGGACGCGCCCAGGGAGAGGGAGAAGACGAAGAAGGCGAAGAAGGAGAAGAAGGACGGCGACGACGCGGACGACGACGCGGGGCCGCCGUCGUGGCUGAGCCUCGGCCUCGUGGUGAAGAUCCUCGACAAGUCGAGCGCGCACAGGAAAAGAAAGGGCGUCGUGAGGAAGCUCCCGAGGAAAGGCGUCGCGGAGCUCGAAGUCCUCGGCGUGGACGCCGCCGCAACGGAGACCGUGGCGGAGAAGCACCUGGAGACGGUCCUCCCCGCGGUGGGGAAGCACGUCAGGGUGGUCAAAGGCGAGGCCGCGGGGAGGGUGGGCGAGCUGAGGAAGAUUCACGAGACGCGGUUUCUCGCCGAGGUGGCGCUCGACGCCGCCGACGGCGUGCGGCAACGCGUGGAGUUUCUGCAGUACGACGAGGUGUGCAAGGUCCAAGGGUUGUCGUGA
Micromonas pusilla CCMP1545 is the source of this 687-nucleotide messenger RNA. RefSeq lists its product as uncharacterized. Gene Ontology annotation, cellular component: nucleus. The transcript has a single exon. Gene Ontology annotation, molecular function: double-stranded DNA binding. Gene Ontology annotation, biological process: DNA replication; DNA damage response. Lineage: Eukaryota; Viridiplantae; Chlorophyta; Mamiellophyceae; Mamiellales; Mamiellaceae. The coding region runs from base 1 to 687 and encodes 228 amino acids. The record is from RefSeq and is a predicted model, not a curated record.